Molecule: messenger RNA, 4675 nt
Organism: Toxorhynchites rutilus septentrionalis
Lineage: Eukaryota; Metazoa; Arthropoda; Insecta; Diptera; Culicidae
Gene: Cont
Product: contactin
Exons: 6
Coding region: 235-4023 (1262 amino acids)
Biological process (GO): cell-cell adhesion; axon guidance
Cellular component (GO): axon; plasma membrane
Molecular function (GO): protein binding
Source: RefSeq, a predicted model, not a curated record
UUUCAAAUCGAUCAAAUUUUGUGUUAGCUUUCAAUAAGGGAGUUGCUGCAAAAUAUGUGAUGGGAAAAUUUAGAAUCUCCGCUAUCUGAAUAAAUUAGUGAUUUCAGAGUUGUUUUCUUCGAACAUUUAUUCCCUUUAUGUGCUUACAAUCUAAGGCAGUUGUUUUGCGUUGAAUUAGAUAUUCUGUUGUAUUAUUUAAUUUAUACAUAUGUGCCUGCAUACAGAUAUUCUACAAUGCUGUAUCAUUUAUUCUUCCUGGUUUCAAUGCUGGGCAUUGGAUGUUCCCAAAAUACAAAGUACAAUCAAGUAAACAAUCCAAAUUCACCUACACAAUAUCAAACAUUCAAUGCUAUCGGCAACACAGGUGACUCGUUUUACAACAGUGUAAGCCGUUACAAGCAGUCUGAAAAGCUGGAUUCUAUCAAUUCGAUGGAAAACUACUGCCCGGAGUACUGGACAUCUUUUCGCAAUACCUGCAUUCGUAUACAUAAAUCCCCACGUAAAGACUACCUCAGUGCGCAAAAAAUUUGUCAGGCAUAUCGGGGUGAUUUAAUAAGCAUCGAUAGUCUAGACAAACAUACCUUUAUUUUGAAACUAUUAAAUACUGAAAAUAGUAAAGGCAAUCAGUAUUAUGUAUCUGCAAGACAGACAUCACCUGGAAGUUGGACCAAUGCCGACAAAUCACAGCUAGUGUCUAUAGAGGAUUCAUUUAACUUCAAUCCAAUUGACGAGAGUAAUAUCGAUGUUGGUUUCUACGGGAACAAAAUUACGCAAACGCAGUUGGAUUCGCAAAAAAAGUAUGGAUUGAAUUAUAAUAGAGAUCGGAACAGCCUGGUGUAUGCUUUUAAUCCCGUUAUUGAGAAGUGGCAAUUUACGCCUGUGGAUGGAACAAAUUUCAACCUAUUUAUAUGCGAAUCUCAACAGCUAUAUACUGUGGAUAAUGUGAACGAAUUAGCGGAUGAUCGACGGGACUAUGGUUAUGGUGUCGAAAUUACUGAUAUAAAUAAAGUACCGAGGGGUCCGUACUUCAUCAGACAACCCCGUGAAACUACUUACGAUACCGGUAAAGUUAAGAUCACCAGGGAUGUCAUGAUGAGUUGCCUGGCAGGAGGAUAUCCGACGCCGACCUACACAUGGUACAAAGAACUUUACUCGAACGACAAUGUAACUGUUAUCAAAAUAGAUCCAUUGGAAAAUGCAAGAUAUACCACUAGUGGUGGCAAUUUGAUAAUUCAUACUCCACAACAAAUUCAAGAUCAAGGAACUUACCAUUGUGUGGCAGAAAAUGUUUAUGGAAGAGUGAUAUCGGAGAGUGUUGAGUUGAAUUUUGGGUAUAUACUGGAAUUUAAUCUGCAACGUUCGUCGGAGGUUGGGGAAAUGAACUGGGGUAAAGCACUGUAUUGCGACCCUCCGCAACAUUACCCUGAUGUGCGCUACUAUUGGUCGCGAGAUUUCUUCCCGAACUUCGUUGAAGAAGAUCAACGGGUAUUUGUGAGUUACGAUGGAUCCCUGUACUUCUCAUCCCUGGAAAUCAAAGAUCGUGCAAAUUACUCGUGCAACGUACAAAGCACUGUCAGCGAUACGGGAAGAAACGGACCGUUCUUUAAUUUGCAAGUUGUUUCGCAUCCGCAUUUCAAGGAUUUGAUAUUUGCAAAUAACUUCCCAAAAAACUUUCCUGAAGCUCCGCUUGCAGGCAAGGAUUUAAGAUUAGAGUGUAUGGCCUUUGGCUACCCGGUGCCUUCUUAUAAUUGGACACGCAGGAAUGGGAAUCUUCCGCGCUAUUCAUAUACAGAGAGUUACAAUAGAGUGCUGGUUAUAAAAAAUUCCACCGUGAAUGAUAAUGGAGAGUACAUUUGCACCGCGAAGAACGAUAGAAAAUCAAUUUCGAAAAGCGUUCUUGUAAACGUACAAAUGCAACCAAAUUUUACGAUACCGUUGAGAGAUAAAAUUAAGGAUUAUCAAAGUUCGGUAACAUUUUUAUGCGAAGCUUUUGCUAUUCCUGAUGUUAAUUACACUUGGUACAAAAAUGCAGAGUUGUUGGAUUAUUCUAAAAAUAAAAUAAACAGAGACAAAUACAUAAUACAAGACAAUGUGCUCAAGAUUAAUAAUCUCGAUCCCGAAGAGGAUGACGGCAUGUACCAGUGCAAGGCUACUAAUCAACUGAAAGGUGUGUACAGCUCUGCGCAGUUACGUGUUCUUUCGAUAAAACCAUCGUUCAAGAAAAAACCUUUAGAACCCGAAAUAUAUUCGAUAUAUAACGGGAAUACAACUAUAGAGUGUGAACCGGAGGCGGCGCCGCGCCCGAAAAUUGUUUGGAAAAAAGAUGGUAAUGUAGUGGGUAGCGGCGGGCAUCGGAGAAUCAUGCCAACAGGUACACUCUAUAUAUCUUCCACUUCGCGGGAUGAUGAAGGUGUUUAUACAUGUGUGGCGAGCAAUUCUCAGGGAGUUGAGGAGUCUAAAUCACGACUGAUUGUACUCCAGGAGCUCCGGUUUAUCGAACAACUGCCACCGAAGGUCAUCAAACAGAUCAAUGAAAUGUUGUACCUCAAGUGUGAUGUUAGUUAUGACGAGUUGCUUGAUGUUGCUUUUCUUUGGGCCCAAAACGGUCGCAUUAUCGAUGCGAACAAUGAUCUGCAAUCGGUUGAUCCAAGAAUUGUAGUAAACUAUAACAGUCUGGAAGUUCAUAAUUUGACGCUAUUGGAUGCGGGAGAAUACGAAUGCAUUGCAAAGUCAGCGGUGAACAGAAUAGUGUCAAAAACGAAUGUAUACAUUCAGGGUCCCCCUGGAGCUCCCGGUGCCAUAAAAGUCAUAGACAUAAAGAAAACAGCCGCUGUAUUGGAGUGGAUAGACGGAAACGAUAAUGGAAGACAAAUUAUGUUCUAUAAUAUAUUGGGAAGAACCAAUUGGAAUAAAACAUGGACUAACAUUUCUGAAAAUGUUCUUGCUCAAGAGGUCGACCGUUAUAACAACAGGAGACGUGCUAUGGUGAAUAAUUUGACGCCAGGUUGUGGUUAUGAAUUCAGUGUGUUAGCAGUGAACGAUUUGGGUGCCGGAAUGCCUAGUCUUCCAUCUCCUGUUUAUAAUACACAAAAAGAUAAACCGUAUAUAGCACCAAGAAACGUGGGUGGCGGUGGAGGUAAAAUAGGCGAUUUAACGAUUGCAUGGGAUCCACUUCUCCCGCAAGAGCAAAACAGCAUUGACAUUCACUACAAAGUAUACUAUCGUUUGCUUGGUCAACGUGAAUGGGCUACGGAAGUUUUGAAACGUCAAGGAAACGUUGGUAGAGCGGUUGUGCACAUUCCGUUCGAUAAAUACUAUACAAAAUACGAAGUGAAAGUGCAGGCUAUCAAUGAUCUCGGCGAGGGACCAAUCAGCGAUAUGGCUGUUAUAUACUCAGCUGAAGACAUGCCACAAGUGGCUCCACAGCAAACCCUUGCUAGGGGUUAUAACUCGACGGCUCUUAACGUAAGCUGGGUACCGGUGUCACAAACCAGAGAAUCAAUCAGAGGCAAACUUAUUGGCCACAGAUUAAAGUAUUGGAAGAAGGAACACAAAGAAGAAAACGCUGUAUACUAUUUAUCGAGAACUACACGACCAUGGGCGUUGAUCGUCGGUCUUGAGCCAGAUACGUACUAUUUUGUUAAAGUAAUGGCGUACAAUGCAGCAGGAGAAGGGCCAGAGAGUGAACGCUACAUGGAAAGGACAUACCGAAAAGCUCCCCAAAAGCCGCCAUCAGCUGUUAACAUUUUUGGCAUCAAUCCAUCUACUAUUCGUGUUGUUUGGCGAUAUAUUGCUCCCUCACAAGAUGAGGAACCUGUGCAAGGUUAUAAGAUACGAAUAUGGGAAACAGAUCAAGACAUGGUGACUGCGAAUGAUACGGUAGUGUGGGUUGGUAGCAAACUUGAGAAAUAUGUCGACAACUUAACACCGGGAAAAUUAUACAAUCUUCGCGUUCUAGCUUUCAGCAAUGGCGGCGAUGGAAGAAUGUCAAGUCCACCUAUUAAAUUUCAAAUGGGUAUGUAAAUGCAUCACGCAAACGCCUUACAAUGCAUCGAACAACUUGAGAGCGGAAGCAGCACUGUAUUGGAUACUCAUAUUGGUAGCAACAAUUAUUUUUGUACGCUCCAGAAGAUCAUGAUUUGAAUCUCAACAGCAGCAACAUUUAUUACCGAAAUUUUGUUCAAGAAGAGAAUCUCAAGAUACAUUCCAUCCAUUUUAAGCAAUGUAGAAAUAGUUUAUUUUUAUUAUAUAUAGUUAACCUGUUAACUGGGCAGUGAAUAUUUUUUUAUAAUGCUGCUUUUCUUCCUUCAAAUGGUAAAGUUGUUAUCAAAACUCAAUUUUGUGUUUAAGAAAUCGUUUUCAACCUGUUGCACGCAGAGUACGUUCAAUAUACUACGUCAUACGGUCAAAAUAUUACAGAUAAUUAUUGUGACUAAAAUUACCGUCAUACCCACUGAAGUAUUAUUCACCCUGUUAACAGGUUAACCGGGAAGGAGAGCUUAGUAUUAUAAAUUAGGUUAUUAAGUUGACCAUUCGCUUCGAAACAUAGCGGGAUCAAUUUGUUACGAUUUACGUUCGUCCAAAAUAUUUUGUACAUCUUUUUCAAUCAUUGACAUCUUGUAACCAUAAAUGAAUCGUCGUAAGAUUAAUAGUACAAAACACAAAAACGACCUGA